Messenger RNA from Glycine soja, 2207 nucleotides. RefSeq names its product GTPase LSG1-2-like. The record is from RefSeq and is a predicted model, not a curated record. Gene Ontology annotation, molecular function: GTPase activity; GTP binding. The transcript is spliced from 7 exons. NCBI's taxonomy places the organism in Eukaryota, Viridiplantae, Streptophyta, Magnoliopsida, Fabales, Fabaceae. The coding region runs from base 257 to 1978 and encodes 573 amino acids. Gene Ontology annotation, cellular component: cytosol.
UAAUUUGUCUUUUUGUAUGGAUGGUCAUCACUGUUCACAAAUAAUCGCGAGUGUGGUGUGCGUAAGUGUGUGUUGCCUGCUGUAUUUUUUUAAUUUAAUUUCAAUGUGAGGAUGAACAAAUUAACUUAUCUUCCAUAACGUAUAAAAGGUAGAAGAAAAAACCGGUGGAAACUAGAGAGGAAAAAUUAUAGGGUUUGAGUUUCACAGUGAGAGAAGCUCGUGGUGUCGUGGAUUCCAUUUCCAGCUAGAAAUUAGAAUGGGGAAAAACCAGAAGACAGGGGUGGGAAGAGCGUUGGUGAAGCAGCACAAUCAACAGAGCAAGGAAAAUGGGCGUUUACAGAAGAAGAAGGUUCUCGAAUCCUUCACAGAGAUCAGCGACAUCGACGCCAUAAUCGAACAAGCUGAACACCCUCAACAACCCCUCUUCUCCACCCCUCACCGCCCCAUCAAUCUGGAUCUGAGCUCUGGCAUUGGCAAAAAUGAAAUGACACUUGAAGAAAUGAGGAAACAGCAGAAGAGGGAGGAGGCUUUGCAUGCUAGCAGUCUUCGUGUUCCGCGCAGGCCACCAUGGAGAGCACACAUGUCUGUUGAGGAGCUUGGUGACAAUGAAAGACAAGCUUUCUUAAUUUGGCGUCGCAGUCUGGCAAGACUUGAGGAAAAUGAGAAUCUUGUCCUAACCCCGUUUGAGAAAAAUCUCGAUAUCUGGAGACAGCUCUGGCGGGUUGUUGAGCGCAGUGAUUUGCUUGUUAUGGUUGUUGAUUCCCGAGAUCCACUAUUCUAUCGCUGUCCUGAUCUUGAGGCAUAUGCACGAGAGGUUGAUGAGCAUAAACGCACAUUGCUCUUGGUUAAUAAGGCAGAUCUUUUACCAGCUUCUGUCAGAGAGAAAUGGGUAGAGUAUUUUCAUGCUCAUAAUAUUCUAUAUAUCUUCUGGUCAGCUAAAGCUGCUUCAGCAGCUGUUGAAGGUAAAAUGUUUAGGUCACCAUUGGAAGCUGAUGAUUCAGGGAAGAACAAUAAUCCAGACACAGAGAUAUAUGACAGGGAUGAGCUUCUUGCACGGUUGCAGUCAGAGGCAGAAGAGAUAGUAGAGAUGAGGAGAAAUUCUAGCUCUGACACAAGGCCAUCUAACAUUCAUUCUUCUGGUGAAAAUCUUGCUGGUAGUUCCUCAUCAAAUAAUGUAAUUGUGGGAUUUGUCGGGUAUCCUAAUGUUGGCAAAAGUUCAACUAUUAAUGCUCUGGUUGGUAAAAAAAGGACAGGUGUCACCUCUACUCCAGGGAAGACAAAGCAUUUCCAAACGUUAAUUAUUUCCAACAAACUGACCGUUUGUGACUGUCCUGGAUUAGUUUUUCCAUCUUUCUCAAGCUCAGGGUAUAGGAUGAUUGCUUGUGGAGUGUUGCCUAUAGAUAGGAUGACUGAACACAGGGAGGCUGUCCAAGUUGUAGCUGAUAAAGUUCCAAGGCAUGUCAUUGAGGAGAUUUAUAAGAUCAGCCUACCAAAACCUAAGCCAUAUGAGCCCCAAUCACGCCCCCCUCUGGCAUCUGAACUUUUGAGAGCAUAUUGUGCUUCUCGCAGGUAUGUUACCGCUAGUGGACUGCCUGAUGAAACUAGAGCUGCUCGCCAGAUACUGAAAGAUUACAUUGAUGGGAAGCUGCCUCACUAUGAAAUGCCCCCAGCAAUGUCAAAUGUGGAACUAUACUCGGUUAACUUGCAUGGCUCUGUUUCAUCUGGUACUGAAGAUGUUGAUGGCAAACUUGCACCAGAUUUUGAGCAAGUGUUGGAUGACCUCAAUUCAUUUGACAUGGCUAAUGGACUUGUUUCGAAUGAAGUUACCAUCAAGAAGGCUGAUGCAUCUCAUAAUCACCAUAGGAAGCCUCAGCGGAAAAAAGAUCGUUCUCAGAGAACAGAGAAUAAUGAUGCUGAUGGGAUGCCAGUUGUAAGGUUCCUUCAGAAACCAAUCAACACAAGUUAUGUGAAGGUCUAGUAAGUUCAUACCCCUCUGAUAUUUGUACAGCAGACGACACCUGAUCUGUGAGGCCCAGUAUGUACAUUGUUAGUCAAUGACUGAAUAAGUUUAUAUACUUUGUUUGUAAUGCAUUGUACAACUAAAAAAAGUAGACAAUCACGAUGAAUAUAACAGAAAAAUAUUUUGUAUUAACUGUGAUGAGGUAUUUUAUUGUUAAUCUAUGUAAUAUAAGCAAAUGGUGUAUGCA